AAUUGGCACAGUAUACCGGGCAUCUUGCGAGCGAUUAAAUCAAAGUGUUUAUAAUAAGUAAUCAAAAUAAAGGACUAAUAAGAGUAGUGAUAUAAAAUAGAUUUUACAAAAAUAAAACAAACAUACCAAAAAAAAAUAAUAUGGAAAAUAUUUCAUCAGUUGCCGUUUUGUGUUUAGCGAUGUUCGCUACUACAGUCCUAGCCCAUCCAGGAUAUGCUGUGGAUUAUUAUGAUCAUCCAAAAUACGCUUUCAAUUAUGGUGUAGCUGAUCACACAACUGGUGAUAUCAAAUCACAGCAUGAAACUCGUGAUGGUGAAGUUGUCAAAGGUCAAUACUCAUUAGUUGAACCUGAUGGUUCAAUUCGUACCGUUGACUACACAGCUGAUCCAAUCAAUGGUUUCAAUGCUGUUGUCUCCAAGUCAGGACCUUCAGUACAUGCACAUGCUGUUGUUGCCAAGCCUGUGAUACACAAACCAAUUGUCAAACAUAUUCAACAACCUAUUGUUCUUGCUUCACCAGCACCUUAUGUUGUGUCAAAGUCCCAUUAUGCACCACAACAGCCUAUUCACUACGACUAUGACAAUUAUGCCGAUGGACAAUACUACGAUGAUGGUUAUAAUGGACACUAUGAAAGUCAAUAUGGACACUAUGAUCAUUAUUAAGUAAAGUGAUUAUGAUGUAUAUUUAAGAAGAACAAUUAAUGAUCUUUUGCUUAAAAUCCAACAACAAGAACAACCAACAAUCAACAACAACAAAUAACUUAACCAAAAUGUGCAAAUAUUUGUCUCUGAUUUUUUUUUCUACAAUAUUUUAUAUUUAUUUGUAAAAUAUUUGUAAUUGUAAAUAGUUUUUUUUUUGUAUGCUUUUUAUAAAUAUCAACUCAAUCAACCAACUUACAUAAUUUCACACACACACACAUCUCUAUGUUUUUUGUUUCUUUUUAAGUUUUCUUAGAAAAUAAGUUUUGUUUUUUCAAAUCCUUUUUGUGUUCGAUUUUUUGUAGAGUUUCUCAUUGUGACUGACAUUAAUGACAUAUAUUAUUGCAAAGAAUAUAAUUAUUAUUUUUUAUUGUAAAACGAAAAAAAAAAAAAUUAUAAAUUAUUUACUUUUGUUGCGAGUCUUUGACAACGAUUUUAUGCAAAGUUACCAUGGUAAUGUUAUAGGAAAUAAACGAAGAAAG
Molecule: messenger RNA, 1180 nt
Organism: Episyrphus balteatus (marmalade hoverfly)
Lineage: Eukaryota; Metazoa; Arthropoda; Insecta; Diptera; Syrphidae
Gene: Cpr62Bb
Product: larval cuticle protein A2B
Exons: 4
Coding region: 141-662 (173 amino acids)
Cellular component (GO): extracellular matrix
Source: RefSeq, a predicted model, not a curated record